AAGACACAUACCGUUGGAAAUUCGUUUUGUUAUUUUUUCUAAUUCGAAUUUAUUUAAAAAUCUCCUGGUUUUUUGUUAGUUUUCUGAAUGAGACAGGAAUCACAAUGCUGUUGAAUUGCGCAAGGUUGACACACGGCUGCGCGACUCUCCGGGUUUCGCAAAUAAGUCAAAUCCGGUCGUCCACAUCAUAUAACCACUAUUUGGGCAGGUGCCUUCAUCGACGCACACCUAGGACACAUCUGGACCUCCACCAGAACCGCCCGCUCCAAUCGCUCCGCAUGCCGUGGUGGUGCAUGCGUCGCGAUUUCGCUCAGAGCAGCAAGUGGUUGGCCAGGAAUGCCAAGACAGGCGCUCCACCUCCAGUUGGAGCCAAAAUCGUGUCCACACCGGUGAAAAUGGGCAGAAGCCAGUAUGGCCGCCUAAUCAGCUUAACCAAAUCGGAGAAAUGGGUGCUGACAGCGGGCAUUGGUUGUUUGGUGGUUUCGUCGGCCAUCACCAUGUCGGUUCCUCUGUUUAUCGGCAAAGUUAUAGAUGUGGUCUUUAAUAAAUCCGGCCUCGAUAGUGCCGCUAUAAGCAAGCUUGGCGAGUACUCUGCGCUGCUUUUCGGGAUCUUUGUGCUGGGUGGUUUCGCCAACUUUGCCCGAGUCCAUCUGUUUGGAAAUGCCGCUCUCCGCAUAGUGCGCAACCUAAGAUCCCGAAUUUAUCGUUCCAUGCUGAUGCAGGAAGUGGGCUGGUUUGAUACUAAGGGCUCCGGCGAACUGAUCAACCGACUGAGCAACGAUACAUACAUGAUGGGCAUCUCACUAAGCCAAAACGUCUCCGAUGGCCUGCGAUCUGUGGCCAUGAUUGGCGUCGGCACGGGAAUGAUGAUAUACACCUCACCUCAAUUGGCGGCAAUGAGCGCCUUGGUGGUGCCUGCGAUGGCGGGCAUGGCCAUUGUCUACGGUCGGUAUGUUAGGCGUAUCACGAGAACGGAACUGGACAAGUACGCUGAGAUAAUGAAGUAUGCGGAGGAGCGAUUUGGCAAUGUCAAGACAGUGAAGACCUUCUGCCGGGAACAGCAAGAAGGGACCGCCUUCGAUGGCAAAUUGAACGAGGCUCUGCAGAUUGGCUACAAAGAGACCCGUGCCAGAGCCAUUUUCUUUGGAUUGACUGGCUUCUGCGGUAAUUUUAUCAUUAUAUCAGUGCUAUAUUACGGAGGCACCUUAGUUUUGCAAGACUCGCUAACCAUUGGAGCUCUGACUGCCUUCAUGCUGUACGCCGGCUAUGUGGCUAUAUCGAUGAAUGGGUUGUCCAACUUCUAUAGCCAGCUAAAUAAGGGCAUCGGUGCUUCAGAACGAAUUUGGGAGAUCCUAGACCGGGAGUGUACGAUUCCCAUUGACAAGGGUAUUGUGCCGGUGGAUAAACCGAUAGGCGAAGUGGGAUUUCAGAACGUCUACUUUACAUUCCCCGGACGUCCAGAAUCCACUGUGCUCUCCGACUUCUCAUUAAAUCUGAUGCCGGGAAAAACAACGGCAGUGGUGGGGCGUUCAGGAUCAGGAAAGACAACGAUAGCUCUGCUUAUGCUUCGGCUAUAUGAUCCGCAAGCGGGCACUGUCCAGCUGGACGGCAUCGAUCUGCGAACGGUGAAUCCACAGUGGCUGCGAAACAAUAUUGGUGCUGUCAGUCAAGAGCCGGUGCUCUUUUCAUGCUCGAUCCGAGAGAACAUCCUUUACGGCGCUAAUCCCGACGAAACCCCAAGCGAGGAGCAACUGCAGCGGGUUGUUCAAGAGGCGAAUGUCAGCCAGUUCACAGAUCAACUGCCAGAUGGCCUCGAUACGCUCGUCGGCCAGCGAGGAAUGAUGCUAAGUGGCGGGCAGAAGCAACGAGUGGCCAUUGCCAGGGCGCUAAUUAAGAACCCCGCCAUCCUGAUCCUAGAUGAGGCCACCAGUGCGCUGGACGCAGUUUCGGAGAACCUAGUACAAAAUGCUUUGGAUAAUCUUGUCCAGGGACGCACUGUGCUGACUAUUGCCCACCGACUUAGUACAAUCCGGAAUGCGGAUCAAAUCGCCGUCUUGAACGAGGGAAAGAUAGUGGAGCAGGGCACCUUCAAUGAGCUAAUGGGCAUCAACAAGGGUGUCUUUCGAGAACUGGUGGCCAGCCAGGCGUUCGGCGGCCAAAACUGAACAGACUUAAAGUGGGGGAUGCGGUAUUUUAGAUUAGAUGGACUUAAGAUUAGAUGUGGACCCAUCGCUAGUUGGUGGUGGCUUUGCUGGAACGACAAUUACCGGGCUAUGUGUUCAUUGUUCAAAUGUUUUUAUUUCCUUGUAAAAUAGACUCCAUUGACCAUUGUUAAA
Molecule: messenger RNA, 2336 nt
Organism: Drosophila eugracilis
Lineage: Eukaryota; Metazoa; Arthropoda; Insecta; Diptera; Drosophilidae
Product: ATP-binding cassette sub-family B member 10, mitochondrial
Exons: 6
Coding region: 105-2165 (686 amino acids)
Biological process (GO): transmembrane transport
Cellular component (GO): membrane
Molecular function (GO): ATP hydrolysis activity; ABC-type oligopeptide transporter activity; ATP binding
Source: RefSeq, a predicted model, not a curated record